Messenger RNA from Cryptomeria japonica (Japanese cedar), 769 nucleotides. RefSeq names its product succinate dehydrogenase subunit 7A, mitochondrial. Lineage: Eukaryota; Viridiplantae; Streptophyta; Pinopsida; Cupressales; Cupressaceae. The record is from RefSeq and is a predicted model, not a curated record. The coding region runs from base 96 to 395 and encodes 99 amino acids. The transcript has 3 exons.
ACAUAGUUAAUAUGUUGUCAUAAAACCACUACUUUUUCUUCCGCAAAACUGGGUAGGAGGAUCAUAUUCGAUUUCAGACUGUAGAAGGGGUGAAAAUGCAGAGUUUAAGGAAACACGUGAUUGAUCGCCUUCAUGGGAGUGGAAAGGAUUCGAUCCCUGAACCUUCUUCCCUACAACGACGCCAGAUACACAUCGAGCCAGGGCUUCGAGAAAAAGCGCUAUUGGAAGAAGAUCCUGCACUGAAGAAAUUCAAGUCAUACAAAAAAGGCAUUUGGAGAUUGCAGAGGGCUGGGGAUGUUAUUUCAAUAAUUGUUGUUGCUGGAUGCUGCUAUGAGAUUUACCAUAGGACAAUGAAGAAGAAAGCCGAGCGAGAACAGCAGAAUACUGGUGAAUAAGCAUGGAAUAGAGCAAAUGCUUCAGUCACAAGAAUUCCUUCGUAAAUGUUGAUUAACAGUGAAUGUUUUAGGCACUGGAGCAAUAAAUUUAAUCCUGCUUCAAUAAACAUACAAUUUGUACAUUUAUUUUACUGAGGGCAAACAUUUUGGCAGCAUCAGAUUAUCUGUGUGGCUUGAUCUACAUGAAUAAUUGUUUGGUUUAUUAUUUACACAAACUAUCAGUUUUUCUGAAGCAUGUCAAGACUCGUAAAAUUUUAAUGAAGCGCAAAUGGAAGCAGAUCAAAUAUAAUGCACUCAUGUACCAGCUUAGAUUCUCAUACAGUGAAAUAUGCACAUUCAUGUUCAAUUACUAAGCCCAACCUCUUUUUUUUUAA